Colletotrichum truncatum is the source of this 738-nucleotide messenger RNA. RefSeq names its product had superfamily. Lineage: Eukaryota; Fungi; Ascomycota; Sordariomycetes; Glomerellales; Glomerellaceae. The record is from RefSeq and is a predicted model, not a curated record. Gene Ontology annotation, molecular function: hydrolase activity.
AUGCCUCAGAUCACCGCCCUUCUCUUCGACUGCGACAACACCCUCGUCCUCUCCGAGGAGCUCGCCUUCGAGGCAUGCGCCGACCUCAUCAACGAGAUCUGCGAGGGCCGCAAGAUCGACCAGCGCUUUACCGGCGAGAGCCUGAUCACGGAGUUCGUCGGUCAGAACUUCCGCGGCAUGAUGCUCGGCCUGUCCAAGCUGUACGGCUUUGAGAUGCCCGCUGACGAGCUCGAGACGUACGUCCGCCGCGAGGAGGACGCCGUCAUCGCCAAGCUUAAGGCCGCGCUGAAGCCCUGCCCCGGCGUCGACGACCAGCUCGAGCGCCUGCAGAAGGAGGGCAAGUACAAGCUCUCCGUUGUCUCGUCCUCCGCCAAGCGCCGCGUGUGGGCCUCCGUCGUCAAGGUCGGCCAGGACAAGUACUUCAAGGAGGAGGAGGUCUUCAGCGCCGCCACGUCGCUGCCCACACCUACGAGCAAGCCCGACCCGGCCAUCUACCUGCACGCCAUGGAGAAGCUCGGCAAGAAGCCCGAGGAGUGCGUCGCCAUCGAGGACUCCAAGAGCGGCACGCUCAGCGGCACCCGCGCUGGUAUCAAGGUUAUUGGGUACGUCGGCCCGUACGCCGACGACAAGAAGGCCGAGAUGGAGAAGGUACUAAGGGAUGCCGGUGCCGUGAUCAUCAUGAAGGACUGGAGCGAGUUCCCUGACAUCCUGGCCAAGAUUGAAAACGGGAGUGUCUGA